AUGGUUGAUCGCAGGAAGGACGCGGAUAAAGUAGAGUUGCCAGGACCAACGAAGACGCAUGCAAGCGAUGGAAGGCGAAUUUACGGAUCCGCCGGUGAGCAACUGGAGUUCGACAAUCUGUAUCCAGUAUUUGCGACCCCUUCUGGGCGGGAGCGGAGAACCGAAGCGAGAUGUGGCACGUCGAUCGACAUAGACGACUUCAUAAUUGCACUGCCCGUGAAAGAGAUGAACGACCUCUACGUGGCGAUUUGUCCCGGUGAAGAUGACCGUGCGCACAACUUUAUCUGGAUGAUGCGUUGGCUGGAGACGUGCAUGGAGCUGUCUGAGGAGCAAGACGAACAUAUCGAGCGCUCUAUCGCGAUGGAGGCGGACCCUUCGACGCCACACAACACCCUCAUGAACCAUUAUAAGGAAGGCCUUGACUUGCAGAAACGCUACAACGUAGUUGCCGAUCUAGCCACAGCUAUGGACAGAGUCGAUAUGCUGGCGGACCAACUCAAGGAUCAAGCUCACUGGACAUGCUCUUGCGAGAAUUGUCAUACUACCGCUCGCCCCAAUGGGUUCAAGAGCAACCUUUCGACUUGGCACCACAAGCUCUAA
Messenger RNA from Phytophthora sojae, 600 nucleotides. RefSeq lists its product as hypothetical. Bases 1 to 600 code for a protein of 199 amino acids. The transcript has 5 exons. The record is from RefSeq and is a predicted model, not a curated record. NCBI's taxonomy places the organism in Eukaryota, Oomycota, Peronosporomycetes, Peronosporales, Peronosporaceae.